AUGGACAAGUGGGCACCCAUGGCCCCAUCAAAACCCGGUGGGCCAUCGGCCCCCGGUGUCUUCUCAUCAUUCGGCUCAGUCCUCAAGCCCCACAAGGCUGGCCCAUCCACCUCGGCAGCAGCACGCGCGCGUGCCGGUCGUGCCGGGCCCCGCGUCGGACGGUGGCCAGAGGACAUUGUUGUCCGUAUCGUCGGCUUCCUCCCCGUCCACGACGUACCGGCGUUUGCGCGUGCGAACCGCGCUCUGGCACGCAUCGCCCGCGACGAAGGUGCUUGGGAGGCCAGGUGUCGUGCACUCGGCAUUACAGAAACAGACAAGGAAGCACCAGCACCGCCACCACCCACGUCGCAGCCGACAAAUAACAACAACAAUGCUUCUCCAAGCCAUGCUGGCAGUCUUACCCGAAAGCCCAGCGCAUCCAACAAGCGGCUGAGCGUUAGCAGCCCACGCAUGAACGUUGGCCGCGUCUCCGUCGACGACGACUGGGGAGACUUUGGUGAGGCUGGCAACGGUGACGGUGUCUUUGAAGACGUCGAGUUUGGCGACUUUGCCAAGCCGUCCGUGCCCGCCAAACCUGCCGAGAAGAACCUCAUGGACUUUGGAGACAUGCCACUUCCGUCACGGCCUGGAGCUGCGGGGCGGACGACGGGCUUCUUCGCCAUCGCACCGCCCUCCGCAACGCCAGCCGCGUCCGCGGCGGCAGCAUCGCCCCCAGGCGCAUGGUACCGGACGUACCAGCGCCGUCACGGCGAGCUGGUCCCUCACUGCGUGCACUUGCGCAACAGCCCCAGUCCCUCGUCGACUCUGUCUCUCCUCUUCCCACCCAACCCCCAGACUGCCCUCCCACCCAGCCUCGACGAGCAAGGAGACCUCCUGCUCGCUCUGAUCCGUUUCCUCUCCCCCUUUCUCCAGCCGCUCCACGACUGGGGAUUUCUUCGCCAGGCCCUCCUGUCCGCCGCCGACCGCUUUGACUCGACAUGUCUCGUCGCGUUCGAGGGCGCCGACUCGCGCAAGGACGAAGCAGGCAUGCGCUCGGCUGCCGAGGCGAGCUGGAAGGUGUGGGAGGCCGGAGGCGGCAGGCGAGAUGAGUGGGAGUGCGGAAGGGUGUGGGUUGAGAAGCGCGAGGUGUUUUACGAGACGGGCAAGUGGGACGCAACAGAGAACAUUAUGAAAGUGCCGGCUCCAUCGGGAACGGCUAUUGUUCGCGAACUCGACUUUACCCCGAUGGACGCGUUCAUGGCCCACGUCCUCGAAUCGUUCCGCCAGGACGCUACCACUGCGGUGCGCGUCUUCCCUGCUGGUGCUCGCGUCGUCCUCUCAUUUGCCGACCAUGUCACAAUGGACGUCAUUGGCGAGUACAUCAACACGCUUCUGGGCCAGACCCGCAUCAUGUCGCCUGAGCUGUCGCUCCGUGCGUCGGCAGCCUCGUUUGUCCAAGCGUGGAAAAUGGUCGAUGUGGCGAUGGAGGUUCUGGGCGAAAAGCAGACCGAGAUCCCGCACGCCCGGAUCGAGCAGCUCGUCUACACCAUGUUCGAGCCCCACAUGGACGAGUACCUCGACGACGAGACCGAGUGGGUCAAGGGCGUGCUCGACGGCAUCUGCAACGCGUGGGACGCCGAGCUCGGAACCGACACCAAGGGCGCUGGCCGCCACCAUGCAGGCCAUCACUCGACGGGACCCCAGUUCCUCAGUUCCCAAAACCCCGACCAGGUGAAGCGCAAUGUGCUCGCUGGUUUCCGCGACGUUCUUCUCCUGCCCGUCACCAUUGUGCCCCGCACAGUCACCUUUGCAGGCAAGGCCAUUGUCUCUGGUUCGACACAGGCAGUGGCCGGCCUGUCCAUGUUGAACCCCCAGAAAUGGGCCAUGGGCACGACGACGGAUAAGGGUACACCUGGCAAGAUGGUCAAUGGCGAAGUCGUCUUUGACGUCCCCGUCGCCGAGCCCGAGGAUGAAAAGGAGGAACAGAGGGACGAGGUGGACGAGCUCACCGACGCGGUGGACACGCUCCAGGUGCCCGGCGCUGCCAAUGGGGGUGGUGCUUCCGGUUCGGUGUCUGGCGCUACCACGCCCGACAUUUCCACGGCCGCUGGCUCGGGCGCCGCCACCCCAGCCGCUGGGGCCGACGGCUUUGCCAACCUCCAGCUGCUCGUGUCGCUCGACACGGCGCUCGAGCUCAUCCACGGUGACCGCGACGCGCUCAAGCGUGCCGAGACGUUUGCAAAGUAUCCCGGCAAGUGUGGCAGCAAGGUUGUCGACUGUAUCGAGGAGAUUUUCAUUCUUGCCCUCAAGGCUAUUGGCGACAGGCAUAUUGCUCCUGGUUUCAAAAUUGCGACUGAGCAAAUGCUCACGUACAAGCCUGCGGAGCAAGGCGACGGUACAUCUGUUGCCCCGCUCCUCCAGUUCUUUGAGCUUGUCCACGUCGGCGACACGAUCCAGAGCAUGACACAAGUCUACUUUGACAAGGAGAUUGCGCAGUAUGUGGACAAGACCGACUUUCUGAACCCCGUCAUGCGCGAGAAGAAGCGCUUUGAAGGUGUUCUGGACGACGCCGUCGCCGCCGGCCUCAAUGCCGGCAUCGAGGUGUUGAUGCACCAGGUCGAGCACAUUAUUGUGGUCAAGACUGGCCCGCGCGAGUACUACCCGGAACCUGGAGCGCCCAUGGAGCUGGGCGCGACCGUCGGAUGCCAGGAGGCCAUCAAAUGUCUCGAGAUGCACUGCAACCUUCUCAAGGGCAGCACUUCCAAGGAGGUGCUCGAGGUCUUCUACCAGGAGGUCGGCAUCCGCUUGCAAGGAAUCCUGCAACGCCACUUGAAGCGCCAGAUCAUCUCGCUCGAGGGUGGUUUCCAGAUCAUCGCCGACCUGAACACGUACCAUGCCUUUGUCCAGUCGCUCAAGCAGCAGCGCAUCACGGACGACUUUGCAAACCUCAAGAUGCUCGGACACGUGUUUAUCGUGUCGGAUGCAAAGGACUUGGCGCAGAUUGUGCGCGACGUGACACGCUACGGCGGGACGUUUACACCUGAAGAGUGA
Messenger RNA from Apiotrichum porosum, 3030 nucleotides. It is a transcript of the gene RCY1, whose product is annotated as F-box protein: endocytic membrane traffic, recycling ReCYcling 1. Gene Ontology annotation, cellular component: exocyst; cytoplasm. The record is from RefSeq and is a predicted model, not a curated record. NCBI's taxonomy places the organism in Eukaryota, Fungi, Basidiomycota, Tremellomycetes, Trichosporonales, Trichosporonaceae. Gene Ontology annotation, molecular function: protein binding. The transcript is spliced from 6 exons. Bases 1 to 3030 code for a protein of 1009 amino acids. Gene Ontology annotation, biological process: exocytosis; Golgi to plasma membrane transport.